Molecule: messenger RNA, 2326 nt
Organism: Thamnophis sirtalis
Lineage: Eukaryota; Metazoa; Chordata; Lepidosauria; Squamata; Natricidae
Source: RefSeq, a predicted model, not a curated record
GUGGUAACUGCCUUGGGGAGUACUUGGCACCCGGAGCAUUUUGUCUGCACUUAUUGCCAGAAGGAGAUGGGGGGCAGCAACUUUUUUGAGAAGGACGGCGCCCCCUACUGCGAGAGAGAUUACUUUCAGCUUUUCUCUCCCCGCUGUGGAUUCUGCAACGAACCCAUCCUGGAUAAAAUGGUGACUGCGCUGGAUAAGAAUUGGCACCCAGAGCACUUCUGCUGUGUUAAGUGCAGGCGGCCCUUUGGAGAGGAAGGCUUUCACGAGAAAGAUGGGAAGCAGUAUUGUCGCCAGGACUUUUAUGAGCUCUUCUCCACUCGCUGUCAAGGGUGCAGCCAGGCUAUUUUGGAGAACUAUAUCUCGGCUCUCAACGCUUUGUGGCAUCCAGAAUGUUUUGUUUGCAGGGAAUGCUACACCCCAUUCAUGAAUGGCAGCUUCUUUGAGCAUGGUGGACGCCCCUUCUGCGAAAUCCACUACCACAAGCAAAGGGGCUCGCUGUGUUCUGGUUGCGAGAAACCCAUCACCGGCCGCUGCAUCACCGCCAUGGGCCGGAAGUUCCACCCGGAGCAUUUCGUAUGCGCCUUCUGCCUCAAGCAGCUCAACAAAGGCACCUUCAAGGAGCAGAACGAGAAGCCCUAUUGCCACCCUUGCUUUAUCAAGCUCUUCGGGUGACUGGGAAGGGUCCUGGCCUUGCUGGGGUCAGGCCACGCCUCCUGCUGGCGUGGAAAGGGGGGAGGGCCCAUCAUCAGCUUUUGAAUGAGCCGCACCCACUGCCAUGCAUGGGAGGGUGGGAAAUACCUGUGCCUUAAGGGGCCCCAACCCUCAACCUGGGAGCCCAUCCACCAUUGCCAAAAACCACGCCUGUAGAUCAGAGCUACUCGCAAAGCAAGCAAUGAAGGAAGCAAGUCGGAUCUGCCCCUCCCAUCCUUCUCAGGAGCCAGGCCUCUGUUCCCGCACAAGCAGCCAAGCGUUAUCCCCCACCCAAUACCAGGCCACUUUUAAGCCACCAUUCCCCCCCUCCAGCACCAGCACUUCUGACAGGAGGCCCUGCCUUAAGCCACAUCUCCAAUAUCAGCUGGUGAGGUCCUCAGAAGACCAGGAUGUGAUGCAACCCCACCUCUGGUGUCUUUACCUCUAAGUCCAACUGUAUGGGUUGAGUGCUCUGCCCUACAGCUCUUCUCAACCAUAAAGCCAUCUUGGUGGGAGCCGGUCAGCUCACAUCUAAGGUUCUUUGGAACAUCUGGAUAUUUUUAUCCUGGCAUUUAAUUUGUGGAGAGCAGUGGCUCCAUCAGUGGUGCAAUUCGGACGGUUCUGUCCAGUUUGGGUGAACCGGUAGCAGCGACGGCGGGAGGCUCCGCCCACCCACCCGGACAUCAUCACAUCCUGUUUUUGAUGCUCUGCACAUGCGCAGACGGUCCUGCGCAUGCGCAGAGGUGGUGUGGUCAUAUUUGCGAAUCGGUAGCGAAGGUAAGUUGAUUUCACCCCUGGGCUCCAUCCAGGUCAGUCUGAAAGACCUCUUGAUCUCAGCACCCAAAUUAAUUCCAUUGCAACCAAAGAUCAACAGUAACUCGUUAGCCAACCUCUUAUUUUUAUCAUGUACGAAUACAGAAAUGUGACCAUCCAAACUUUAGUCAAAACUACAACUCCCAGAAGCGUCUGCCAACAGAAAGAGGUGCUACGAAGAUGCUCAGGAACGCCUGGAGCUUUCCAACAGUUUAUGCACUUCGAUGCAUUGAGUGGCUCCUUUGUGAGACGGGAUUGGGUGGGGUGGGAUGGGGUGGGGACAGUGGGGAGACUGACAAAACACAUACAGUUGUGCAGUGCUGAAGUUUAAGCAUUUGCAUCAGACAACCAGGAUGCAAGUUUUGCACUGAGCCUGCUGCAGGUUAUUUUUGCCUCCUUGUGGCCUGUGGUGGAGCUCUGUGGUUUAUGGCCUACUGGACUUCCUUGGAGGAAGUUUUGAUAAGGGACCAGCUAAAAAAGGAUGCAACAUCUUGUACCCCCCACCCCCCACCCUUGCAUCUUCAAUUUUCCUUUUCCUUGGAAAAAAAAAUACUCCAAAUGAUGACAAUCCUUCUUAUAUUUAAAACAAAUUGGCCAUGAAGAAAGCAGGGAAGGAGAGUAUGUCACAGCUUGCCAUUAGGCUGCAUCAGGGCCAUUUUAAAAAAUCUUACUGUGUUAAUAAUCCCCAUGGUGGCUUUUAUAUAAUACGACUUGGCCGGGAUUAAGGAGCAUGGGCUCUUCCUUCUGCCACUCAAUUUUUUAUGCCAACUUUUUACUGCUCACUGCUGUAUUAUAUAAUAAAAUUCACUUAAUUAAAAUAAAA